GCUGAGACUGGAGUUUAUAAUUGGGCCGAGGGCUCCAUCAGGCUGAGGUUUAAGGUUGGGCUCUAUAAAGUAGAGUCCCGUGAAAGAACUUUGGUAAGAACAAUGUGGGUCAGGACGACGGUAACGAUUAAAAGAUGGAUUGAGAGGAAGUCUGACGUUUGGGAUGACAGCGAGAGCGAUAUAAGCAGUUUACCCAGCUGGGAGAGCGGACCUCUGCUGGCUGGUGUGGAUUCCACCACAGACUUCUCUUCCUUCUCUUCUGAAGGUGAAUACAAGGAAACGAACAGAUGCUGCUGGAAACAUAAGCAAUGUGCUGGGCACAUCAUCCAUCCCUUCGUGAACUAUGGCCACCACAACCUGCACCUCCACGCUGUCAACCACUGCAACUGUGAUCCUAGGCUGAAAGACUGCACAGAGAAGAUAAAUAGCAGCUCUUCGGAAUACAUGGGUCCAACCUGCUCCAGAGACAGGGGCCCAACCUGCUAUGACGUCUUCCAGACCCCUUGCUUUGAGCUCAUCCCAGAUGAGGACUGUGUGGAACGGCGGCUCUGGUAUAGCUGGUGCAAAAGUUACAGGCCUGUCUCCGUGGCAGUAAUCCACCAUCCCAUCCACCAUGAGUGUAGGGCAGAUGAAGAAGAGCAGGAGGAAGAAGAGGAGGAAGAGGAGGAGGAGGAGGAGGAGGAAGAGGAGGAGGAGGAAGAGGAGGAAGCAAGCCAGCCUCCCAUCCCAAUUCAGGUGGGACCCAGCGCACUGACCACUGACCAAGAAACCUGUACAGCAAAUGGGUCCCCUGACUCAGCAGCCCCCAUUACUAUCUGGCGCUCUGAAAGCCCCACAGGGAAAGGCCAGGGCAGCAAGGUAAUCAAGAAGGUAAAGAAAAAGGAAAAAGAGAAAGAGGAGGAGGAGACAACUUUGGAUGAGAAAACAAAAUUAAAGAAAAAAGUCAAGAAGGGCAAGUUAACUAAGAAGAAAAGUCCAGUGAAAUCAGAGUCUUCACCUCCAGAUUUGAGUCCAAGGGAGUUAACUAGAAUGUCAGGAGAGUCCAGCCAAGAAAGCCGGGAAGAGCAGGAGAGUGAGGAGAGUUACCGGGGACAGGAAGAACCCUCCAGCGAGGACAUUGCAGAGUCAUCACCCAAGAAGCGAGAGAAGAACAACACUGCCCAGGCCAAGAAAACUGGGACAAAGACCUCACCAGUCAGGAAAGUGUCCAAGAGGAAAUCUCCCCCAGUGUCCAACCCCAAUCUCAGUUGAGGCCAGUGCAACCAGAGUGAAGAAUAAAUGUCA
This is a messenger RNA of Dipodomys ordii (Ord's kangaroo rat), 1284 nucleotides long. It is a transcript of the gene Proca1, whose product is annotated as protein interacting with cyclin A1. Bases 103 to 1251 code for a protein of 382 amino acids. Gene Ontology annotation, biological process: arachidonate secretion; phospholipid metabolic process. Lineage: Eukaryota; Metazoa; Chordata; Mammalia; Rodentia; Heteromyidae. The record is from RefSeq and is a predicted model, not a curated record. The transcript has 5 exons. Gene Ontology annotation, molecular function: A2-type glycerophospholipase activity.